This is a messenger RNA of Cucurbita pepo subsp. pepo (vegetable marrow), 1842 nucleotides long. Its product is annotated as 26S proteasome non-ATPase regulatory subunit 4 homolog. Lineage: Eukaryota; Viridiplantae; Streptophyta; Magnoliopsida; Cucurbitales; Cucurbitaceae. Gene Ontology annotation, cellular component: cytosol; proteasome regulatory particle, base subcomplex; nucleus. Gene Ontology annotation, molecular function: polyubiquitin modification-dependent protein binding. The record is from RefSeq and is a predicted model, not a curated record. Gene Ontology annotation, biological process: proteasome-mediated ubiquitin-dependent protein catabolic process.
GAACCGUGGCAAAUCAAGGAUUCCAUUUCUGAGAAGAAAAUUAUAAACCAUUUUUAUUUUGGUACAACUUAUUUUUGUAAGAGAUUUCUUACGUGUCGCCUUGUCUUUGGCCAGAGAUAACUAAUAUACGACACUGCGAAGCACUAGAUUACAUCCUCUUUGGUUUAGGCAACAAGCAAGGUUUGCGGCAAAGAUCGAAGUGUUCGUGUAGCGCGCCAGCUUUGUCUUCCGUAGUUCUACCCCUUCUGGUUCUGCAACCAUGGUGCUCGAGGCGACGAUGAUAUGUAUUGACAACUCCGAAUGGAUGCGGAAUGGCGAUUACGCUCCUUCGAGAUUUCAAGCUCAAGCAGAUGCCAUCAAUCUUAUUUGUGGAGCCAAAACGCAGUCUAAUCCAGAGAAUACUGUUGGGGUUCUGACAAUGGCGGGAAAAGGUGUUCGUGUACUGGUCACUCCCACCACUGACCUUGGCAAGAUACUGGCAUGCAUGCAUGGUUUGGAGAUUGGCGGUGAGAUUAACUUGGCAGCUAGCAUCCAGGUGGCUCAGUUGGCUCUUAAGCAUCGUCAGAACAAAAAGCAGCAACAAAGGAUUAUAGUGUUUGUUGGAAGUCCUGUCAAACAUGAAAAAAAGUUACUGGAGAUGAUAGGAAGGAAGUUGAAGAAGAACAAUGUGGCCCUUGAUAUUGUUGAUUUUGGGGAAGAAGAUGAUGGGAAACCUGAGAAACUGGAAAGUCUUCUGGCAGCUGUGAACAGUAAUGACACCAGUCACAUUGUUCAUGCUCCUGCUGGUCCAAAUGUGCUCUCUGACGUACUCAUCAGUACACCUAUCUUCACUGGAGACGGGGAGGGUGGAAGUGGUUUUGCUGCAGCAGCUGCUGCGGCUGCUGCUGGUGGCGUAUCUGGUUUUGAUUUUGGAGUUGAUCCCAACUUAGAUCCUGAACUUGCCCUUGCUCUUAGAGUUUCAAUGGAAGAGGAGAGGGCCAGACAAGAGGCAGCUGCUAAGAAAUCUGCAGAGGAGAAUGCAAAGCAAGAGAAAGGAGCUGAGCAGCCAUCCGGCUCACAGGAUGCAACUAUGACUGAGCGUCCUGGACUUGCGACAUCUGAUGCUGAAAACAAGACUGCUGAUUUAAUGGAUGAUGAGAAUGCCCUGCUAGAACAAGCCCUUGCUAUGUCAAUGGAUACUCCUUCUGCAACCAGUGACACACGAGACAUCGACAUGUCAGAAGCAGCAGCAGACGAUCCUGAUUUGGCACUUGCUCUUCAGUUGUCUGUGCAGGAAGCUUCCAGUGAUUCGACAAGCGAGACAGAUAUGAGCAAACUAUUGGCCGAUCAGUCUUUUGUGUCUUCUAUUUUAGCUUCGCUUCCAGGCGUAGAUCCAAAUGAUCCUUCUGUAAAAGAUUUGCUUGCUUCCAUGCAAAGCCAAUCAGAGGAUAAGAAAAAUGACGACAAAGCAUCGAAAGAAGAUGAGAAGUGAGGCAUUUUGAGCUCAGUUUCCGCAGUGUUUUAAACCCAGAAUCCACAGACGUCAAGGAAGAUGCCUAUUAUCAGAUCCUCGCCAUUGUCACCCGUUUCAAAAUCAUUAUAUUCUUAUGGUAAAAUAUGUUGUAUCUGCUGUGUGCCUCCAUCCAUUGUGGAUCUUGAUAUCUUUAUCUUCUUCAUUGUCAAAGGCCGUAGAAUUCCUUCACAUGUGAGAGGAGAGGAGCAGUAGCUUUGAAACAUUUUCUUUUCACGAACACAUUUUGUUUAUUGAAUGAAAAUGAUAUGCUUGUCCAGUCUUUGAAGUACCUCUCGAUUGUAAAAGCUAAACCCUCAUGGCCUUUUAAUACAAAAACUCUUAUUUUCCUU